AGUCGCCCCCACGCCGGCGGCGGCGGGGGGAAGCCGGCGCCCAUGGAGGCGCCGCGCCGCUGCCGCCGCCUCGUCCUGCUGCUCCUGGCUUCGUGCAUCGGCUGCGCGGCCGCCCCGCGGAGGAGCCUCCCGCGCAGGCAAGAUAGGCUGGGGCCUCCUCUAGAUAUCCUACUGGAUUCACUGAACUGCACAGCUUUCAGCGUACAAUGGAGAAUGCCAAAGCAGCAUGCAAGCACCGUCACGGGAUAUACGGUCUUUUACUCAGAGGUUGAAGAAGACAAAACAGUCAAACCGCUUUCACACGAUGUUCCCCUGAGUCUGGAUAUGCUUAGCAUGGGUCAACUUGAAGGACAAGCAAUUUUUGAGGUUGUUAUUGGUGAUUUAAAACCUGGCACUCCACAUCGUGUUAGUGUUGGAGCAUAUGGCUGGGCAGGAAAAGGACGACCCAGCAUGCCCAGAGAUGUGACAACCUUAUCUCCAGAGGAGUGCAUGCCCCCUGCACCACCCUAUCAGCCCCAGAUCGUUGUCGUUUCUGAUUCAGAAGUUGCAUUGUCCUGGAAACCUGGUGUCAGCGAAGGAAGUUCUCCCAUCCAGUACUAUAUGGUGGAAUUUAUCAGGCCAGACCUUGACAGCAAUUGGACACUAAUAAGAGAGCAGAUCCAGAUGGAGUCCAUGGUUCUCAAGGGACUUCUCCCAAAUACCAAGUAUCAGUUUGCCGUCCGAGCAGCAAAUUCCUUUGGAUCCAGCCUCCGCAGCGCACCAAGCGAUGUCAUCCGCACAUUCAGCUCUGAAGAAUUAGGAAGUGGAAGCUACGGGCAUCGAUAUAUCACAGAAACGGUAAUUGGUGAUGAUGAAGGAAUUGAUAUUGAUGAUUCAGACUACGACAUUUACAUAGAAGAGCUCAGACCACUUCCUGCUAUUAAAGGAGGCAACAGAAAAUUUCUCGUUGAAACUAAGGUCACUCCAGGGUCUAGUUCAAGGCUCCUUUCGAGGCUCCUUGCAACAACCUCAGAACCCACGACUUCCACUCUUACAACUACACGAGUUGUCCCUUCUACCACACCAAGGCCUACUACAGCUAGGACGAUGAGAAGGAACAGCAUGUCUUCAGCAGUGCGCCUCUUUGAUCUGUCCUGUGAUGAGACCAUCUGUUCUACAGAUAGUUUUUGUGUCAACGACUAUGACCGAGGCGGCUCACGUUGUCACUGUAACUUGGGAAAAGGAGGAGACACUUGCACAGAAGAUAUUAUUAUCCAGUAUCCUCAGUUCUCUGGCUACUCAUAUAUCACCUUUGAACCACUGAAAAACUCUUAUCAGACGUUUCAAAUUACCCUUGAAUUCAGGGCUGAAUCAGAAGAUGGUUUGCUGCUGUACUGUGGAGAAAAUGAACAUGGUCGUGGUGAUUUUAUGUCACUAGCAAUCAUACGACGGAACCUCCAGUUCAGGUUCAACUGUGGCACUGGAGUUGCAGUCAUAACGAGUGAAAACAAAAUCAAACUGGGGAACUGGCACAGUGUCACUUUGUUCAGAGAUGGGCCGAAUGGCUGGCUCAAGAUGGACAACGACACUCCAGUCACAGGAAAAUCUCAGGGCCAAUAUAGUAAAAUCACGUUCCGGACUCCCUUCUACGUUGGCGGUGCCCCCAGUGUGUAUUGGCUGGUCAGAGCAGCAGGCACAAACCGCGGAUUCCAGGGCUGUGUUCAGACCCUCAGCAUCAAUGGAAAGGUCGUUGAUAUGAGACCCUGGCCGCUCGGGAGAGCGCUAAGCGGAGCGGAUGUAGGUGAAUGUAGCAGUGGAAUUUGUGAUGAAGCUUCCUGUAUCAACAGUGGUACCUGUGCUGCAAACAAAGCUGAUUCGUACAUUUGCCUUUGCCCUCUUGGAUUUAAAGGUCAUCAUUGUGAAGAAGUGAUCUCCUUGGCUAUACCUCAGUUCAACGAAUCCUUAAGGUCGUUUGCUAGCACACCCUGGCCCUUGGAACCACAGAAUUACCUUUCCUUCAUGGAGUUUGAGAUGACAUUUCGUCCAGAUGUAGAGAGCGGUGUCCUUUUGUACAGCUACGACACAGCCAGCAAGGACUUCCUCUCCAUUAACAUGGUGGCUGGCUACGUGGAGUUCAGAUUUGACUGUGGCUCAGGAACGGCUGUUAUCAGGAGUGAAGAACCUGUCAGUUUGGGUCAAUGGCAUGAAUUACGAGUGUCUCGCACAGCGAAGAAUGGUAUCCUGCAAGUGGAUAAACAAAAGCCAGUGGAAGGGAUGGCAGAGGGGGCUUUCACACAGAUUAAGUGCAGUUCUGAUAUAUUUAUUGGCGGAGUCCCUAAUUAUGAUACUGUGAAGAAGAACUCGGGGAUCCUGAGGCCCUUCAGUGGGAGCAUCCAGAAGAUUGUCUUGAAUGACCAGACAAUAGAUGUGAAACAGGAUUUUACUUCUGGAGUCAACUUAGAAAAUGCUGCCCAUCCGUGCCUGAGCUCACCAUGUGCAAAUGGAGGCAGCUGCGUUCCCAAAAAGGACAGCUACGAAUGUGAUUGUCCUCUGGGCUUCGAUGGGCAACAUUGCCAAAAAGGUAUUACAGAAGCAAUUGAAAUCCCACAGUUCAUUGGUCGUAGUUACCUCACGUAUGAUAAUCCAGACAUCCUGAAGAGGGUAUCAGGAUCAAGAACAAAUGUGUUUAUGAGGUUUAAAACCACAAUGAAGGAAGGUCUUUUGAUGUGGAGGGGAGACAGUCGCAUGCGACCUAAUAGUGAUUUCAUUUCUCUAGGCCUUCAAGAAGGAGCAUUAAUAUUCAGUUAUAAUUUGGGCAGUGGCAUUGCAUCCAUAGUGGUGAAUGGCUCUUUCAGCGAUGGCCGGUGGCACAGAGUCAAGGCUGUUCGAGACGGGCAGUCUGGCAAGGUAACCGUGGAUGAUUAUGGUGCCAGAACUGGCAAAUCCCCUGGAAAGAUGCGGCAGUUAAACAUCAACGGGGUGCUCUAUGUGGGUGGGAUGAAGGAAAUAGCGCUGCACACAAACCGACAGUACAUGCGGGGCCUGGUGGGGUGCAUCUCGCACUUCACGCUCUCCACCGAUUAUCACAUUUCCCUGGUGGAGGACGCUGCUGAUGGGAAGAACAUCAACAUGUGUGGGACCAAGUGACAAGAGAGGAACCGCGACGCGGAGAGCCCGUUGUGCGCUUGCGUGUGUGGCUGAACCCACGCUGGCCACCGCAGUCCUCCACGGCCAGUCUGCGCUCGUCGUCGGAGCUGAAGGGAAACCCUCAGAAAGAAUGUUUUCCCUCUGCUUUCCUCUGCUGACCAAAGCAAACAAAACUGAAUAUUUUGUGUAGGAACCGUCCCUUUUACCCAUUAAAUGUCUAGUGAACACUAAAGAUUGUACAUCGGUGCAAAUGGCAAAGAACUGUGUGAUGUAACGAGUAGUUUAAUGACUGUGCUGUGGUCCAUAGAUUAUUUCUUUUGAUACCAGAGAGAAUGGUCUUGAAGCACCUGCAUCCAUUCCAAUCUAGAAUGAUACAAUGACGGUAUUGUUCUACAAAUAUGUUAUCAGGCACUGUAUCUAUGCAGUCCAAUACAUGUACUGGAAUGAGUGGUUCUUCUACCACUCUCUAAAUUAGCUAAAUUAUGUUUCACCCUGUGUAAAUAAUACCUGCAGUGACUGGUUUCAGAAUACUGUUGUUUGUUGAGGAGAAAAGUUCUUAAAGUCUACUUUUUUAUUACAAGCAACAAGAUCAAUGAACCAAUUUUGUAGAAGUAAUUUUAUACUUGUAUAUUUUUUAUAGCAGCAGCGGACCUGCUUACAUGGUAUAACUUUUAACAUUUAGGUGUACUGUACAAUUAGCUCUUUGCACACUUUCCUAAAAAUAGCAAAGCAAACUGUGGUUUAAAUUUGUUAUAUGGGAGGCUUAAUGUCUGUAUUAUACAGUUUUGGUGGAGAUAUUUGUGAAUUAUAACCAGUUUUAAAUUUGACUUUUUGUUUUGUAAAUUUUGACAGUUUAAAAUUGUACAUUAUGAAGCUUUCCUGGCUUAAACAGAUUAAAGAUUAGGAAGAAAAGAGCAAA
Molecule: messenger RNA, 4045 nt
Organism: Rhea pennata
Lineage: Eukaryota; Metazoa; Chordata; Aves; Rheiformes; Rheidae
Gene: EGFLAM
Product: EGF like, fibronectin type III and laminin G domains
Exons: 23
Coding region: 43-3126 (1027 amino acids)
Molecular function (GO): calcium ion binding; protein binding
Source: RefSeq, a predicted model, not a curated record